ACACUGAUGAUGAUGAUAUCGCUAUUGUGUGGUGAGAAGUGCAUGUAAGGGGGUGAAAUGCUUAGGCACAAAACACUCCCCUUGAGCAACUGGGAAUGGAAUUUCUUUGUGGGAGGACAAGGACUGUCAGACUUGGGGUAAUUCAUAUAUUAACAGCAUCAUAUAUUAACAGCACUUCUUCCUUUUACUCUCCUGUAGAUUUCUUUGACUGCCGCAAACUUGGGAAUAUUUUGGAAAACAGAAGGAAAUAUUAAAGGAUAUGUCCCAGAUGUAGGGCUAUCCUACCCUAAACUGAACGAAUGUUUAAAUUGAAUAUUCCUACCAAGGUGCAAUUAUAGUUAAUGAGAAUAUAGUGGUGUCUCUCUUAUGUGGUACCUGUGUCAUUUGAAAUGGUGACAGUGAUGGUUAGUAUUUCAAAAGGAAAUUGACCUUAGCUUUAAAUUCUUGUUCAUGAAAGAGAUAAUUUAAAAGCCAAUUACUUAAAAUGUACUAAUUCUGACUACCAUUAACCUCCAUACACUAAGCUUCCGUGCAUUAGUUAUUUAAGGAUAAUAGCACCAAAUAAAAUAGAUACUAAUUUUGUUGCUAUUUCAUUUUUAUCCCUCUUUUUAACCUCUUCCCACUAAUUACUCUUAUAAAGAGUAAUUGGUGAGCACAGUUCCUGUUCAGUAGACCUUUCUUAAAAGCCAUAAAAGAGAGUAAGGGCUCUCUAAUGAAAGCGUAAAAAUAAGCUGGAAUUUAUGAAGCAUAGUUAAAUGUGAGGGGGAGAACUAGACUAAAGAUCUGCUUUUGCUAAAAAAUUCUUAUUCGAUUCCUCACAUCUUUGUCCUCAUCUCACUCUGCUUCAGCUCUGGCCCUCUGUGAGGUCAUUCAACUUAUUAACCCAGAAAAAAACUAACUGUGAUAAAAGAGAAAAAAACAACAACAACAACAAAUACUGUUGUUUUGUGCCAAGUUAAUGGAUUGAAUCACCUUAGCUCACCUCCUGCAGGCACCACAGCCAGCUCGUGGGAGAUGAGAGGUACAAACUUGCAGCCAUGAGCAGUCAUGGAAAAAUGCAGAUGGGGAACACCUGUUUCUUCUCAGUUGUGAGCUGCCUGACUGGCUCAGUUAUAUUAUUUUUCCCUUAAAAAGCUGUUAGAUAAAAACUGAGUUAUUAAUGGCCAACACUACCUGAUCUGGAGACCUGAGAGAAGAGCCAAGAUCAUUUAACCCAUCUAAAGAAUGAAAAGCUGGAUUAUACUGCUGGCUAUUGCAGUCAGCACAGAAGAAGCACAAAAGCAGGAUAUCUGUACCCAAGCAUAUCCUGGCAUUCCUGGCAAUCCUGGACACAAUGGCAUACCUGGUCGUGAUGGACGUGAUGGCUCUAAAGGCGACAAGGGGGACACAGGUGAAGCAGGACUUCCUGGAUCUCCAGGGAAAGAUGGUGCAAAUGGAGAAAAAGGCCAAAAAGGAGCCAAUGGGACUGUUGAAGAGAAGGGGAACAAAGGAGAUAAAGGAGAAAGAGGACGACCUGGGAAACUAGGACCAAAAGGAGUUAUAGGGUCAGUGGGUUACAAAGGUCAGAAGGGAGAGCUGGGACUGCAAGGACAAAAGGGUUUAAAAGGAGACAUUGGGCCCAUAGGUCCAAAAGGGACGAAAGGUGAAAUUGGCUAUCCUGGAAUAAUUGGUUUGCCAGGGCCAGUUGGCCCCACUGGUAAUCCGGGUCCUAAAGGUAAUACUGGAGAUCUGGGGCCACCGGGUAGUCCAGGAAUUCAGGGGGAAAGAGGCUUGAAAGGAGACAGAGGAGACAAGGGGAACACAGGUGCCCCAGCAGUUCUGCCAAGGAGUGCUUUCAGUGUAGGACUUACAGCUGCCACCAAGUUUCCUCCCCACAGUCACCCCAUCAAGUUCGACAAGGUCUUUUAUAACGGCCUUAAUGACUAUAACUCAGUUACUGGCAAAUUCACCUGCAAAUUCUCUGGUGUUUACUAUUUCACCUACCACAUCACUGUGUACUCGAGGAACGUCCGAGUAGCUCUAGUCAAAAACGGGAUCAAGAUGUUGCACACCAUGGAUGGAUACCAGGGUGCUGAGGACCAGGCGUCGGGAGCCGCCAUCCUUCAACUCCGGGCAGGAGAUGAGGUGUGGCUGCAGGCUCACCGAGGAGAGACCUUCAACGGGCUGUUUGCGGAUGCUGACGAUGAUACCACCUUCACUGGGUUCCUCCUGUUCAGCACCUCUGAGAUGGUGGAACCCACAGCAUGAAGCCACGCUGUUAAUCUGU
Messenger RNA from Coturnix japonica (Japanese quail), 2266 nucleotides. Lineage: Eukaryota; Metazoa; Chordata; Aves; Galliformes; Phasianidae. The record is from RefSeq and is a predicted model, not a curated record.